Molecule: messenger RNA, 1125 nt
Organism: Cladophialophora carrionii CBS 160.54
Lineage: Eukaryota; Fungi; Ascomycota; Eurotiomycetes; Chaetothyriales; Herpotrichiellaceae
Product: acyl-CoA thioesterase II
Exons: 2
Coding region: 1-1125 (374 amino acids)
Biological process (GO): fatty acid catabolic process; acyl-CoA metabolic process
Cellular component (GO): peroxisomal matrix
Molecular function (GO): fatty acyl-CoA hydrolase activity
Source: RefSeq, a predicted model, not a curated record
AUGACAACCAAAUUCGAGGUGCUCAAGGGCAAGAAGCCCGUCUCAUGGAGGCUUCUGAUGGCUCUCAAACAGACAGGAGAUGACGUGUUUGAGUCACUGACUCCCGCUUGGCCGCCAGCACCUUUCAAGCGAGCAUUUGGUGGACACGUCUAUGCUCAAGCUGUGUAUGCCGCCAGUAAAACCGUGGAGAAAGGGCUAGUUGUCCAUCAAGUGACAGGAUAUUUCCUCCUCCCGGGUGCCAUCGACGUCCCGUACGUGUACCGCAUCAGGAGGAUCAGAGACGGCGGCAUGUACUGCCUGCGAGGCGUGGACGUGUACCAACACUCCGAGGCGGCCGCGCAGGGCACCACGCCCUGCUUCUCAGCCAUGGUCUCCUUCAAGAGGUCCGAGCAGGGAAGCAAGAAAUGGGCCGGGUACGAGUAUCAAAACGUGGCCCCGGACCAUGUCAGGACACAGUACGCCAACGUCCUAGAGGCCCUCAAGCCCGAAGACCACCCCUUGGCACCCGGAGCCGAUGCCCAGUGGUGGGAGGAAGAGGAGCAAGAAUCGUGGAGCCGCGAUGCGGCUGCCUUUCCCGGGGUCGAAACGAGAAAGGUCGACAUGGCCAAGUACAAUGGCAAGGUCCGACCCGGGGGUGGGACGGACGGGGCAGAAACAGCUCGAUAUCGCCAACUCCUCUUCUAUCGACUCAUUCAGGACGACGACGAUCUUGCCAGUAAAGAAGAAGAAGAGCAGGAGAAAGGACACGCCCUUGACUUGAAUCUACAGGCUGCGGCCCAUCUCUACGCUUCGGACAGGAAUUCUCUCUUUCUGUUGCCACGUGCUCUCGGCUACGAGACCGUCCGCACGACAAUGGCGUCGUUGUCACACACGGUCAUCUUCCACGGCUCGGCAGAUCAUCUGGCCAUGGUCGACCGGGAUGGAAAUUCGAAAUGGUUCGUGCAGGAGGCGUGGACCAGCCACGGCGGCGACAAUCGAGGCUGCCACAAUAGCCUGCUAUGGGAUUGGAGUACCGGGAGGGUCAUCGCCACCACGAUCCAAGACGGUAUGAUUCGGUUACCGGCCGAGUUGGUGGAAAAGGUCAAGAAGGAGCACCACGAUAAGGGAUCAGGAAGCAAGCUGUAA